AUGGCCGAUGAAGGGCCCACAGAGUUCCUCGCGACGCGUCGCUCCAAGCGGUCGACCGCAGGCAACAGAAUGGAGAUGGCAUUAGCAGAAAUGGGCAUUGAUGAUUUCUCGAAGGACCAAGAUGACGACCGGGAUUUUCAUGUAGAGAAGGACGAAGAGGAUAUAUUCGAGUCUGAUUUCGACAGUACAGACGAGGAAGCACCUCAGACUGGAGUCGAAGCAGGCGAACAACUUGUAGAAGAGGAGGAAAAGAGAGCCAGGAAGCUCGUCAAAUCUCGUUUGGAGAAAGCCACGGCGGCGGCGCACGAAAGACAGAAGGCGACAUUUGAACCUGACAAGUCAACCAAGGCUACUACAUCCAAGAAGCUAAAACCGAAGCCGAAACUGAGACGGGUCUCUUUGGGGGUCGUGGUAGAUGCGGAGACAGGCGAAUUGCUCCAGGGAGAGGAAAUCCCAGCAUCUUCCAUAGCAGGGGAGCGAAAGAGUAAACGUCGACACACGAUAUUGAAUACGUCUGCUACGGUCUCGAGGCUCAAGCUUGAGGAGGAGAAACGGGCCUCAGCGCCGAGGAAGAGCAAAGUCGAAGCUAAAUCCUACACACAGGAUGAGCUGAUUGCACGAGCCCUGGAUAACGAGGAGGGGAAUAUAAUUGAGCAUCGAAAUUAUCUUCAAUUGGAGGAUGAGAAGAGGAAGCGGGCUCGAGUUGUCAGAACGGCUGUUUCUGGACCUUUACUCCGAUGGACGAGUCGUGUCGAAGAAGAGAAGGUCUUGGUGACUGUCCAGUCAAUGACACCAUCCACAUCCACGUCGAGACUCGGCUACUCGUCAGCUCCGUACUCCAACCCUUCCUUGACGGCUGGACAGCCUCAGCCUCCCCAGCCCACCAGUACGUUUCCCUACGGCCAAUACCCCUACACAGCGAACGUAUCAUAUGGCCAAGCAACGGCACAGUCAACCCAGAAUUACGCUACUUCAUUUCCCACCAUGCCUUACCCAGGGUCUACGUCCUGGUAUUCAUAUCAACCUCCUACUCCGCCAGCACCAGAGAAAACUACGCAGACUGUAGAACAGGUCGAGAAAGUGACAAAGUGCUACGUCGUCCACGAGAUAGCUCAAGGAAACAGUGCCGCCAAGCCUGGGUGGGCAGAUACUAUGGAAGCCAUGUUUGGGGAUCAUGUACGCUGGCAAGACCUCAAAGUGUAUUCUGGGAGGAAUAGGCCUUUAGGAAAACAGAAACACAAAUGCCCUAUCACCGGACGGACGGCUAAAUACCUCGACCCAAGGAGCGGCGUACCGUUCGCCGACGUACAAGGCUACCAAGUGCUAUCCCGCGUACUGAAUCACGAAUAUGUGUGGAACCCCACUGUAGGGAGCUAUGUGGGGCACGAGUCUCCAGACGAUAUGAUGUAUAAGGCGAAUGAGAAUGAGCGAGAUGCUAAUAUUCGUGUCACAGGCAUGGAUAUCUCGUAG
Messenger RNA from Pleurotus ostreatus (oyster mushroom), 1470 nucleotides. RefSeq lists its product as uncharacterized. Gene Ontology annotation, molecular function: ATP-dependent H2AZ histone chaperone activity. Gene Ontology annotation, cellular component: nucleus. The record is from RefSeq and is a predicted model, not a curated record. NCBI's taxonomy places the organism in Eukaryota, Fungi, Basidiomycota, Agaricomycetes, Agaricales, Pleurotaceae. Gene Ontology annotation, biological process: chromatin remodeling; regulation of DNA-templated transcription. The transcript has 6 exons. Bases 1 to 1470 code for a protein of 489 amino acids.